CGAGAAAUCUGGAAAGUUCGAAUCCCAGCCCCAGUCCAUCAAAUCGAGCAUCAUAAAAUUAAGUUUUCCUUACUGUGAAAUGGCAAUUUGUAAUGAUUUCUGAGAAGUGGGACCCAUGGUGGUGUCGAUGUCUGAGCCAGCAGCCAGACCUGGUCCGUUUGGAAUGCCUGGGAUGGUGCCGCCGCAUGUUCCUCCUCAGAUGCUCAACAUUCCGCAGACCUCUCUGCAAGCAAAGCCCGUGGCCCCACAGGUGCCCAGCCCAGGGGGCGCUCCGGGCCAGGGUCCAUACCCGUACAGCCUCUCUGAGCCAGCACCUCUCACUUUGGACACGAGCGGGAAGAAUCUGACGGAGCAGAACAGCUACAGCAACAUUCCUCACGAAGGGAAGCACACGCCGCUGUAUGAGCGGUCCUCGCCCAUCAACCCGGCCCAGAGCGGCAGCCCCAACCACGUGGAUUCCGCCUACUUCCCUGGCUCUUCUACAUCGUCAUCUUCAGACAACGACGAGGGCAGCGGAGGGGCAACAAAGUGGGUGAUGGUCAGUCUGUACUCAGACGGGGGCUCCUUGGACAGAGAGGAGAGGGAAGAGUGGGUAUGUUCUUGAAGUUUCCAUGAUUUAAAAUCUGCACCAUCCCAGCCCCAUGGCCUGGAGCCACAGGAAACUUUCUGGGGAGGAAUUUGACAAGAACUGGUUUGUGUGAUGACCAAAACAUGGGGGCAUUUGUCCACCCACCACAGCAACCUCCUGCCAACCCCCGAAACAUUAAUCUCCUGGCUCACGGAUCAAGGGAGGUCUGAAUUUCCUGUCCUUCUGCUAAACUCAGCAGGUCACAGGACACUUUGGAAAUAACACUGUUUGCCCAAGCAAAACCCUAGAAGGCUGCCUAGACCCAGGUUGGAAUUGUUUCCUUAGAGGAGUAUUUUAAACACUGUGUGGGCUGGACGCGGUGGCACGUGCCUGUAAUCCCAGUACUUUGGGGGGCCAAGGCAGGUGGAUUACCUGUGGUUGGGAGUUCGAGACCAGCUUGGCCAACAUGGCAAAACCCCAUCUCUACGAAAAAUACAAAAAUUAGCUGGGCGUGGUGGCAUGUGCCUGUAGUCCAGCUACUCAGGAGGCUGAGUUAGGAGGAUUGCUUGAACCCAGGAGACAGAGGUUGAAGUGAGCUGAGAUGUCGCCAGUGCACUAUGGCCUAGGUGACAGAGCCACACUCCAUCUCAAAAAAUAAAAAUAAUAAUAAUAAUAAUAAAAACACUGUGUGUCCCUGAGUAAAUGAGUUCACAAAUAUAUAGUUGGUUAAAAUCUGAUAGAAGAGGCUGGGCGCGGUGGCCCAUGCCUGUAAUCCCAGCACUUUGGGAGGCAGUGGCAGGCGGAUCACUUGAGUUCAGGAGUUCAAGACCAGCUUGGCCAACAUGGUGAAACCCCGUCUCCACUAAAAACAUAAAAACUAGCCAGGCGUGGUGGUGGUCGCCUGUAAUCCCAGCUACUCUGGAGGCUGAGGCAGGAGAAUCGCUUUAACCCGGGAGUUGGAGGCUGCAGUGAGCUGAGAUCACGCCACUGCACUCCAGCCUGGGUGACGGAGCAAAACUCCAACUGUGGGAAAAAAAAAAAAAUUCCAAUCAAGGAAAUCUUAAGUUUGUACUCCUCCCCUCCCUUUAAACUGUCUUAUAUUUAAAAAAAAAUAAAAAAAAAGAGAAAGAAAAUGUCUUUCUUUAAGUCAGUGUCUCUUUUUCCUUAGUGUGAAGUCCAGAGUAGAUAACCAGGGCUGGUUGAUGUUACAUCUAUUUCUGAUGUAAGAAAUCUAAGAGACGUAGUUGUUAGUUUCCAUGCCAGUUCUUACCUGGUGUGUCACCUGAAGCAGGUGAUCUUUCCUCUCUGUCCUCUGUCCAUCUGUAAAAUGGCAAUGAAUGUCUGUUGACUCAGGGCAGAGGUCACUGAAGGGCUCAUGCUAUCCAGGGAUGCACACCCUGUUUAUGGCAAAGAAGUAUAAAAUUAAUAAAUGUUGAUUUGCUGUAUGUGCAGGGAAGUAUAAAAUUAAUAAAUGUUUAUUUGCUAUGUGUGCAAUGCUAAAACUCUAAAAUGAAGUAAAGAGUUGUAAUUGAAUAUUCAAAGUUUUAAAUUAACCUCUAGCAAGAUAAUAUAUUGAGUACCCUUUGAAUCAGAAUCUCUGAUUGGGGUCCCCAAAAUUUGCAUUUUAAAUAAGCACCUCAGUCAGUCUUUAGCACACUGAAGUUUGAGAACAACUGCUUGAUGGUCUUGGAAGCCCUUAUGCACUAGAAUUAUAAGGCAUGUGCAUUUUGUUGUAAAAUGUGACUCAUGUCAGCAAGGUCAAAGUGUCUGUACAAUACAAUUUUCAUCUUAGUAAAUGUUCUUUCUGAACUCUGAAACAUAGGUAAGAAGUAAGACAAAAAGCAAAAUAAGUAAGCUUUGUGACCCCAACAAGAGUUUAGUGCUAGUGAUGGAGAUGUGGAAACCAGGUCAAGGUGCUGACUUGGGGACGUGGGUGGUGACUGGGGCACAUCCCAGUUGAGGUGCUUGUUCCUCCGGUAGGGAGGGAUUGAGAAGAAUGCGAGUUGCCCAUCUAAUUUGGCAAGUUGUCUAUAUUAGUCUGUUCUCAUGCUGCUAAUAAAGUCAUACCCAAGAUUGGGUAACUUGCAAAGGAAAGAGGUUUAAUUGACUCAGAGUUUCCACAUGGCUGGAGAGGCCUCACAAUCAUGGUGGAUGGCAAAGGAGGAGCAAAGUCACAUCUUGCAUGGCAGCAGGCAAGAGAGCAUGUGCAGGGGAACUCACCUUUAUAAAACCACCAGAUCUUGUAAGAUUUAUUCACUAUCAUGAGAAUAGCACAGGAAAGACAUUCAAUGACCUCCCACCAGAUACCUACAAUGACCCAUGGGAAUUAUGGGAGCUACAAUUCAAGAUGAGAUUUGGGUGGGGACACAGCCAAACCAUAUCAUCAUCUUUGUUAGGUUGAGCUGAACUUGGAGUAGGUAGGACUGCCUGAGCACGUCCUGUCUUUUCUGGGUAUGCACCUCCUACCUGUCUGUGAAGGUUCUGGUCAGCUUUUUGGAGGUCUGGGCAUCUGGUCUCCCUCUGAUCUCUCUCAGUGCUUAUUGUCUUUAUCCCUGGCAUGGCAUCUUUACUGUUUUCUGGAGAUGCAUCUUGUUUCUGCCACUGGCAUCUGACCUGCUCAGAGUCUUGUGUUUUGCCAUCCUUGUGGUAUGAAGUGCUGUGAAGAAUGCGGGGUGCACCCUAUAAUCAAAAGAUUGGAUUCAAGCUGUGUGACUUAGGAGUAACUUAAUUUCCUUGAAUCUGCGUCCACUUUUAUUAUAAUAAGGAAGAGACAGACAUGUUAGACUUGAGAUGAAUGAAGGCAGAGGAGACAAGUGUGUUUGUUCCUGAAGGCUUUGGGGUCAGAAACUAGCAUUUGACUUGGGGUCAAACCCUUGAUCACGGGCAUCCUUUGCUUCUGGCAGGUGCAGGGGUGUGACUUGGAUUUAUGUGUCCACAGCUGCCAAGUAGAGACAAUGUUCAUGGUUUCCUGCAAGGGUUCUAGCGUGUUGAAUGCGUUGUAUGUAGUGGAGCAGAAGCCCGCGAGUAGAAACCUCCGCAGGAACCAGUGUGAGUGCAAGGAAACUUAAACUGUCAUUGAUAGAUUGUGGGAGGCUCAACAUGGACAAACCUGAGAAUUAAAGACUCCAGAGGGCCUGGUGAUGUGGGGGUCCACAUGCUUUUGUGCAUUUUACCUGCUAGAUCUCUAGCAAAUUCUCACAGUAAAUAUUGGAGAAAAAUCCCUUGUACCUCUGGAACGGGGAAGGAAAAUAGAAUUAUUUAAAAAUGUGAGGGAACACUUUUUUUUUUUUUUUUUUUAGACAGAGUCUCGCUCUGUUGCCCAGGCUGGAGUGCAAUGGCGCCAUCUCAGCUUACUGCAAGCUCCGCCUCCUGGGUUCAAGCGAUUCUCCUGCCUCAGCCUCCCAAGUAGUUGGGAUUACAGGCGUGAGCCACCACGCCCAGCCAGAACACUCUGUUCUUAACAAAGCCUCCUCUCAGGAGAAACUACCUAACCAGAGCCUAACCUGCUGGGUUUCACAAGAACCUAAUUAAUCUGAGGGAAAGGAAACACCCAAAUCUAGCUCCCCAUAGCCAUCCUGUCCCAGCUAAGCAGGGCCAGGGACUGAGAAUCACAUGUGAAGAUCACAGCCCAGAGACUCAUUAUAAGACUCAGACCUAAUAAUUGAACUAUAGAACCUGUGUCCCCCUGAAAAGAGAAAAAGCAAAAUCAUAUAAAGUGCUCAACUGAAACAAGAGAAAGAAGAAAAAGAAUGGAAGACAUGGAGAAAGAAUGGAAAACAGUAACAAAUAUAGUAAGUAGCUCUUAAUCCACAUAUAUCAAUAAUUAAACAUCAGUGAUGUAGAUACGCAAAUUAAAAGAAAGAGGCUAUCUGAUGGAAUCAAGACCCAGCUAUUUGUGCCUACAGGAAACUCACCUUAUAUAUGAAGACACGUUCUCUUUCUGUUAACGAAUGGUUACAACUACUGUGAUGUGCGAGUUACUGAGGUUUAUUGUGGAAUGAACACAGGAACUCUAUUUGAACCACUGCGUGAAUGGAGACGUGGUGAAUAGUUCAGGGUAGAUGGUGUAAGUCACAGAAUGUUCUAGUAGAUGGGGAAAUGCACCAUGGCCACUGAAUGUUAUUCAUUUACUUUCUCUGUUGUGCAAUUGCAAAGUUCGUAUUGUUGGUCGACUUUUAAAUAAUAUUUCUAAGUAAAUAGUGAGACAAGUUAUUCUAAUUAUUAUCAUAGUCUUUUCUAAGUGUCAAGGCUUUUUAAAAAUAUAGUUGAAGUCAUGGUAAUUUUUUAAGGAAAUGUUUUUGUGGGCCUCCCAAAUGGACAUUGUGUUACAAUAGAAUUUUUUUUUUUUUUUUUUUUUUUUUGAGAUGGAGUCUCCCUCUGUCGCCCAGGCUGGAGUGCAGUGGUGCGAUCUCAGCUCACUGCAAGCUCCGCCUCCCGGGUUCAUGCCAUUCUCCUGCCUCAGCCUCCCGAGUAGCUGGGACUACCGGCGCCCGCCACCACGCCUGGCUAAUUUUUUUGUAUUUUUAGUAGAGACGGGGUUUCACCAUGUUAGCCAGGAUGAUCUCGAUCUCCUGACCUCGUGAUCUACCCGUCUUGGCCUCCCAAAGUGCUGGGAUUACAGGCGUGAGCCACUGUGCCCGGCCUAGAAUAGAAAUUUUUAAAUUAAGUAUUUAGAACAGAUUUUUUUAGUCAACAGGUUUUGUUUCAGGGAUAAUCUUUUUGUCUGUGCUUCUUUCUCUCAAUGCCUUCUUUGUCCUUAUUUCUUAAUGGUGGUUGUGUUUUCCCCUCUUCAUUUGUUUUUACUCUCAUAAAGCUUCACAACCAUUUCUGCAGUGCUUCUUUUUGUUGCUGGGUGCUUAGCAUGCAGUAGUAUUUUUAUUUGAACAUUUUCAUACCUUAGGUUAAGAUUUUCACAGUUUCUAGUACAUUAUCUUUUGCAUUUAUUGUUGUGAUUAUUCUCUUUGA
Messenger RNA from Symphalangus syndactylus (siamang), 5533 nucleotides. RefSeq lists its product as uncharacterized. NCBI's taxonomy places the organism in Eukaryota, Metazoa, Chordata, Mammalia, Primates, Hylobatidae. The record is from RefSeq and is a predicted model, not a curated record. Gene Ontology annotation, cellular component: nucleus.